Messenger RNA from Sitodiplosis mosellana (orange wheat blossom midge), 2509 nucleotides. It is a transcript of the gene KdelR, whose product is annotated as ER lumen protein-retaining receptor. Gene Ontology annotation, molecular function: ER lumen protein retrieval receptor activity. The transcript has 2 exons. The record is from RefSeq and is a predicted model, not a curated record. Gene Ontology annotation, cellular component: endoplasmic reticulum; membrane; cis-Golgi network. Gene Ontology annotation, biological process: protein retention in ER lumen; endoplasmic reticulum to Golgi vesicle-mediated transport. The coding region runs from base 489 to 1127 and encodes 212 amino acids. Lineage: Eukaryota; Metazoa; Arthropoda; Insecta; Diptera; Cecidomyiidae.
CAACUUCACGUCUAUCGCAUGGCGUAAUGACAAAUUUCUUCCAGUCAGAAUAUUCUGCUUUUUGUCCAUUGUAGAACAACAAAGUACAGUGAAUCGCAUUUUGUUGCGGCAAACUGAUCCGUCGCUAGUAUAAUCGGCAAGAAUAUUACAUUUAUCAGGUCGUUUCGUCAGCCACGUCAUUUUUCGUUUGUGUGUUGAUCACGUCAGUGUCAGUCAGUAUUUGCGGUGUGUCUCCGUGGCUAUUUUGGAUUUCGUCGUAUAUCCAACCAACAGUAGAAUUCGUCAAUCAGAGCAAAGAGAUUCAGCCCAUUUGGCAUUUGAACGUCACGAAAAAAAGUGCAGUCUUUUUUUUUCUCGGUCCGUUCAAUAUUCAAUACGAUUGGAAAGAGUGUGAACGUGUCAAAUAUCCGCCAGCGACAACGUCAAAGAUUUUUUUCCUUUUAAAUUUUGUUAGCGAAUAGAGUCAAAACAAAUAAUCCGAUAUAAACAUGAAUAUCUUUCGAUUGACGGGUGAUUUGUCGCAUCUAUUGGCCAUUAUCAUAUUGCUAUUGAAAAUAUGGAAAACGAGAUCGUGCGCCGGUAUAUCGGGCAAAUCGCAAAUUUUAUUUGCCAUUGUGUACAUAACGCGCUAUUUAGAUUUGGUCACAACAUUCAUAAGCGUGUACAAUACAGUGAUGAAAGUCGUGUUUAUCGGUGCAUCCGUGGCAACUGUAUUCCUAAUGUUUGUCAAAUUUCGUGCCACAUACGACCGUAACCAUGAUUCGUUCCGUAUUGAAUUUUUGCUGAUACCAACCGUCAUCUUGGCUCUGUUGAUUAACCAUGAUUUUACCGUGCUCGAGGUGCUGUGGACCUUUUCAAUUUACUUGGAGUCGGUGGCAAUUUUGCCGCAACUGUUUUUGGUGAGCAAAACCGGCGAAGCAGAAAGCAUUACCAGCCAUUAUUUGUUUGCAUUGGGCUCAUACCGGGCACUAUAUUUGAUCAACUGGAUUUGGCGCUACAUCAUGGAAAGUCACUACGAUUUGAUUGCCAUUUUUGCCGGUGUCAUUCAAACGAUUUUGUACUGUGACUUCUUCUACUUGUACAUUACAAAGGUGCUGAAGGGUAAAAAACUUCAGCUUCCAGCCUAAAUUUAGAACUGAUCUACGAUUUACGACAAGCAAAUACAAAUGAGAAGGAGAUACGAGCGAAAAGAAAAGAUAGAAAUUAUAUGGCGUGCUAUUUAAAAGAAAAACGUUCCGUGCGAUGCAAAUAUCGAUGAAAAAAAGAAAGAAAAAAAAAUUAAAAUCAAACAAUGCAUUUGGCAGUAUGUGUAAUAUCUCUUCAACCUCUGAUUUGUCAAAAUAAUUAUCAUGGAUAGCAGUGAUUCGAAGCGACACAACAACAAUAGAAACAAAGCAUACAGCAGCCGUUCCACACAACGUUGUGGUUAUCAGAGGGAGUGCCAAACCAGCUAAAAAAUAUUGACGCAACAUCUGUUAUCGUAUACGCUGCGAUGUACACUAUCUCAAGCAACGGCUAUUUGGUGAUGCUGCGCUGUAAUUCUCUAUGGAAAUGAGACAGAUAAUAUCGUUUUUAAGUCACAGCAAAUUCAACGUAAUUCUUUUUUUUGCUCUAUUUAAUGCAUUUUCUCUUUCUUAUUUGCAUUUGUUUGCAAUUUAAAAUGCUAUUUUCACGGGUUCGAUCAAACGUACAUAAUGUCAAUGUUUUUUUUUUGGCCAAAUGCCACAUUCUUUUUACACAUUUUUCUUUCGCUCUGAUUUCGUUAAUAUAUUUAAUUUAAUAGACAUGCAUAAGUAAACUGAUUAAAGAGAAGAGAAACAAAACAGAAGAAGUAAAAUAAAUGUCGAGAAAAAUUUCUGUGCAUAGAUACGUUCAAGUGGAAGUACAAUAUAACAUUUAAUGAAAAAGUGAAGUGUUUUUAUUUCUCCUCAUGUAUCAACGAACAAGUGUCGAGCAAAAAAUCGAAAUGAAUUUCAUGUCAUCUACGAACUCACUGAUUCUACACUUGGAAGAAGAAGAAAAACACUCAAAAUUAAACGUUUUGAAGGUCCGAUAGAUAGAAAAGUAGAGACCAUCCUAUUAUUUAUCUAUAUUUUAUGUUCGAAAAUCCCUUCAUUUGUUCCUAAUGUGCUUUUGUUAUAUAGAUUGAGAUGAGAAUAAUUCGGACGAAAUAUAAAAGAAAUACGCAACAAUCAAUUGCACGAAGUAAUCCAAAAAAAAGGUUUAUAGAUUCAACACCUCCCCCCAUCCCUCAAGAAAUUAUCGAUAGAUUAGUAAUAGAUCAUUCUUAAGAAGAAACAAUUUUUCUCUAAUAAAAUUUAAUGGAAAAAAAAAUAACGAUUUUUACGUAAGAAAAUGCAAACACCGCUGUAAUAAUUUUAUUACUAAAUAUUAAAAUACUGAAAUCAACCAAAAAAAAAAAGAAGAAAUCUUGAAGUUGUACGCGUUUCAAGAAAAUAAAAACAUAUGAAAAGAUGAUAAAUAAAAUUUUAUUCUAAAAAAUAAAGAA